UGACCGAUUCGUCAGUCGUAAUUUCGCAGUCAUCCCCGUCAGCUUAUUCGGUUGCUGCAAAGUCCUUCGUUGGUUUGGAAAGAAUAAUGGCCUGGGACAGUCUUCCGCUGGAAAUCUAUCAGCACAUCUUCCGGAAUCUUAGCUUCUUCGAGCGGAAACCUCUUUCACUGGUUUGCCGCCGAUGGAACCAGGCUGUGUUCUCCCGUUUGCUGUCUCCCCGUUUGUGUAUAUUUUUGAGUGAAGCAAUGUGGUUAAUGGAUGAUAGAAUAUGUUUGGUGGAUGCCGAAGUGAUUGAAGCUAGCGAGCGAGAUUAUCCUGUGGUUUAUGUCAAGUGGCGCAGCGAUUCCAGUGCGGAGAAAGUGGCGUCAAUUAAUCGGAUGCUUACGGAGCUGGACAAGAAAUGUUUUCUGGAAGAGCUAAUCGUUACAGCACCCCUCGAAGCGUUGUAUGAUUUCUUUCAAGCGCAUCAACAAUUGUUGACGAAAAUUAAAAGGCUGCAAGUUUAUACCGCAAAAGAAGAUACUGAACCAAUUGCUGAUCGAUGCACACUAAAGAUGGAUCAACUAGAAGUGCUGCACUGGGAUGAACUCACAUCGGGACAUGCACGCAACGACGACCCAAUAUUUGUGAUAAAUGCUCCCAAAUUGCAUUCUGCGGUGGUAGAAUAUAAUUAUUACAAUUCCUGGCCUAAUAGUUGUAUGGAACUGAGUCAAUAUGCAAGUCUGAAGAAAUUUCAUGUUCAUCUAUAUCCGGAAAUGCGGACUGGUUUCUUCGAAAAAAGAUCGGAUGCCCUGGAAGAAAUAACACUUGAGAAUAAUGAAAAGCUGUCAUGGGAUUGGGAUAGAAUAUUCUCUAAUAUGCCAAAUCUCAAGUCGAUUAAUAUGACUAGUGUUGAUAAUGAUAUAUUGUGUGCGAUCAUCCGUCACUGCCCUCAGCUACGAACCUUUAUAUGUAGAAAUGUAGAUCUAACUGGGCAGAUUUUAUCUGUGGCCGGAAUAUUUCCACAGUUGCAGCAUUUUGAAUUGAAAUUCGCUCAAAUUCAUUCUACCAGACCUUUGUACCUUCCUAACCUGAAGUAUUUCCAAUUGUUGCAUAUUGAAAACUAUAAUGAACAACCGUUUAUCUUAGACACUCCAAUGCUUCACACACUUCGUCUUUGCGCGUUAAAAGAGUCCGAUGUAAUUGUAGCUCCAAAAACUUCACUCAAGUAUCUUUGGCUCGAGAUUGGAAAUACUGGCAUCCCAGAGCACUACUUCCAGCCAUUCCCCUGUUUGCGAAAACUGGAUAUAUUCGAUUACUCCUGGAGAUCAGAUUUGGUUCGACUGAUGCCUUAUGUUGCUAAAAUCACCGAAUUCAACCUGUCUGUGGACCUUGGACAAGGUGAUCCGGUACUGAUUGCAAUUUCAAAAUAUUGCAACAAUUUAUCUGCGAUGAACCUGUGUGGCAUUGGAAAUCUCGGGUUGGAGCUGUCUUUUCCGGUAUUUGCUCAAAUAUUCAGCAAACUGAAUCUAAAGUCACUAUCGGUAACCCGAUUGACCGUGACAGGCAAUUCGUUUCGGCUGCACAUUCUGCCCGGAUUGAAAAACUUGGAAUUUAUCGAGGUCAAAAUAAUGGACGUUGCGUUUGGAGCGGAUGUGUUCUCCUCCGACGAAUCGGAUCGAUUAGUUUACGACGAGCAUAACGACGGUUACAGCUACUGGUCCACGGAUCAUUAUUAUACGGAAGAAAAUAUCAUUGCUAGAGUCUGGGAAACACUGUGAUAAAAAUUAAAGAAUGCAAAAAAAAAUCUAAUCAUUUGUUGUAUUUUUUUUGGUUUAAAAUUCAGUUUAUUGACAUUUGUGUUAAUAUUUCAAUACAAAAUUUUCAAAACGACGUAUCUGCUUUUGUAAACAAAGAUUCAAACGUCGAUUUGACGAAUCUUAGAGCACUCUUACGCAAACCAACUGUAGGUAUUAUGAAUGGUAACACAAAAAUAAUGAAAUGAAAUUUAAAAAAAGGAAGAAAUAGGUUACAUUGAAUUUAAAGUGCAUAAUAUAAGACAAAUAAGCAUCGAGUUUUAGAUCGAACGAAC
This is a messenger RNA of Armigeres subalbatus, 2071 nucleotides long. RefSeq lists its product as uncharacterized. Gene Ontology annotation, molecular function: protein binding. The coding region runs from base 87 to 1760 and encodes 557 amino acids. Gene Ontology annotation, cellular component: SCF ubiquitin ligase complex. The transcript is spliced from 2 exons. NCBI's taxonomy places the organism in Eukaryota, Metazoa, Arthropoda, Insecta, Diptera, Culicidae. The record is from RefSeq and is a predicted model, not a curated record. Gene Ontology annotation, biological process: SCF-dependent proteasomal ubiquitin-dependent protein catabolic process.